AUGAACAGAAGCCUAAUCCCCAACGGAAACUCAUACAUGAAAUUAGCUUAUAAGCUUGACGACAUGGAUCCGUUGCAGAAGCCUCAAGCUAUGAAAUCGAUUGAGAGUGAAAUUAACUCUGUUAACGACAACCCGUUGAUCGAUGUUUUGAGGAACAUGGCGAUUCAUGGUGGUAACUUCCAGGGAACACAAACUGGAGUUACUAUGGACAACACGAGAUUGGCCAUUGUUGCGAUUGGGAAGCUUAUGUUUGCUCAAUUCUCUGAGCUUGUGAAUGAUUUCUACAACAGUGGACUUCCUUUGAAUCUAACAACUUCGAGUCAUCCAAGUUUGGAUUAUGGUUUCAAAGGAGCUGAGAUAAGUGUUGUUUACAAGAAAACUCUAGGUGUUGUUGAGUACCUAGUGUUGACUCAGAUUGCUUUAUAA
This is a messenger RNA of Camelina sativa (false flax), 426 nucleotides long. The record is from RefSeq and is a predicted model, not a curated record. NCBI's taxonomy places the organism in Eukaryota, Viridiplantae, Streptophyta, Magnoliopsida, Brassicales, Brassicaceae.